AGUUCUAUUUUGGAAAUUGACGGAAAGCUGAAAACUUUGCUUUCCUCGAUCGUUUCUUUGUGCAUCUAGGUAAAUUAUUGUUCCAAAUCUGUUGUAUUUAAGAGCAUUUAUCAUGGAAUUUUUGUUUGGGAAGAAGAAGACUCCAGAGGAGAUGCUUAAACAGAACCAGCGAGCGCUGAAUAGGGCGAUGAGAGAUCUUGAUAGAGAACGUGCCAAGAUGGAACAACAAGAGAAAAAAGUUAUAGCUGAUAUCAAGAAAAUGGCAAAAGCUGGACAGAUGGAUGCUGUAAAGAUAAUGGCCAAAGACCUUGUAAGAACCAGACGAUACGUUAAAAAGUUUAUUAUGAUGCGUGCAAAUAUUCAAGCUGUAUCACUUAAAGUCCAGACAUUGCGAUCCAACAAUGCCAUGGCUCAAGCGAUGAAAGGAGUUGCAAAGGCCAUGUCGAACAUGAACAAACAGUUGAAACUACCACAGAUACAAAAGAUCAUGAUGGAGUUUGAGAAACAGUCUGAAAUUAUGGACAUGAAGGAAGAAAUGAUGAAUGAUGCUAUUGAUGAUGUCAUUGGAGACGAGGAAGAUGACGAAGAAAGUGAACAAGUUGUCCAACAAGUCUUUGAUGAACUUGGACUUACUCUUACCGACGAGCUUACAGGCCUUCCAACCACUUCAGGAGCCGUCGGCUCUAAAGAAGCUCCUAAGCAAGCUGUGGCUGCUGAUGCCGAUGCCGACCUUCAGGCCAGGUUGGAAAAUCUUCGACGGGAAUAACAGCUGAAUAAAUAGUCCUUAAUUACUCAGCAACUCACUUUUAGUGAUUUUAUCGAAAUCAUUUGUUAACGAGAGUUUAAUUUUGUAUUACUAAGAAAGAAAACUUCAUAGUUUACUUGUCUCUACUCACGGAAAUUUUUCGAUGAACUUGUAGCGAGAGCAUGGUCCCGUGUAAGUACUAGAAGUGGAAAGAGAGCAAGAAAGCUUGAAAUGCGAGGAGGUUACAAAACUAAAGGGGCUCUUAAAAGAAACACUUUGCGGCAAAAAAAAAGACGAGAACUUGAUAUUAGUGACUCAUAAAAAGUCAGCAAUCCUCACGAAGUUGUGAAAGUACUCCUUUGAUCAGAAAUUUAGUUUUACACUUAACUAGUAAUACGAUAAAUUUUGAAGUUCACUAACGAAGACGUAGUUGUGAUGGAGAUUGGUCUCUGGGAUGGUGUGUUGUUCUUUUAAUCUAGUUCCUCUUCUGGUGUAACGAAACUCAAACUUUAGAACCACCUUGUACAGCAUAAUAAACAGUACCACAUGAAAGUGUUGCUCAAUAGCUUUCAUUUUAAUGGUCACACACUGAAGGUUUCAUCCAGAGACUUAAAGGUUACAACCACCUUGUACAGCAUAAUAAACAGUACCACAUGAAA
This is a messenger RNA of Orbicella faveolata, 1404 nucleotides long. RefSeq names its product charged multivesicular body protein 2a-like. The record is from RefSeq and is a predicted model, not a curated record. Lineage: Eukaryota; Metazoa; Cnidaria; Anthozoa; Scleractinia; Merulinidae. Gene Ontology annotation, biological process: vacuolar transport.